GUAGCGACAUGAUCCGAAUGAACUGACGAUGGUUCGAUUAAUUACGGUUUUUAGUUUUUACCCGUUUACUUAAUUUCUUUAAUUAUUAACUGUGAAAUAUUAGUUUAAGCUAUAAGUUCUAUUGAAUUUCUGUACUAAAUUAUAGUACUAAUUUUAUUAGCAACUUGGUUAAACUUAUUCACAUAUAUUUUUUAAAUCUCUUACGCUUAAUAUGUAUUUAUAUACUUUUAUAUUUUAAUCAUCAGAGUUAAGUUCAGGUCCACAGCUGUGCUUUUUAAUUGACUUCAUUGGAAAAUAUGGACUACUCAAUACAUUAAUACAUCUUAAUUCAACAAUUAAAAGAGUAUUAAUCUUCUGAUUUAGUUUUUAAGAAGUUUUAUAGCUGUAAAAAUAAUGGGCGGAAAAACCACAAAGUUAUUUAGAAGCUCACCUCAACCAAAUACCAAAGAUCAAACUGAUAAUAACUCCCCAUAUCACGAGCAUCAUAAAAACCAUAAUAACCAUGACAUCCAACUACCAGAUGAUCCAGUUGUGAAAAAUCCUUUAAGUCCAUUUGUAUAUUACAGGAAAGGGUCAAUGUAUAUCGAUGAGGAUGGUGAUAUUGCGCAUGAAUUUUAUGCAGAAACAAAAAUAGGAUCAAAAUUAACUUUAAAACAAAUCAGUAAUCAGCAUUUAAAACCUCAAGGAGAUGUACCUUUGGAUGUACCGUGCUUAAGAAACGAUUAUCCAGUUAUCUUAUUGGACCAGAACAGAAUAAAGGAAUGAUUAGUUUCACAUAAAAACAUUAUUGAGUAUAAAAACAUAAUCGUUCCUAUGAUAUUGUUCUUUUUCCCGUUUAUUAAAAAUUUAAGUUUUAUUAAUUGCUACAAAUAAAUAUUACAAUUUGCAUCCAGUUUAAUCAAUAAUAAGUAUAGAAUAUGAAAUACUUAUCUUGGUGUACUGGUUGCGGUAAAUGUCUACUUAUUAUUUGUAACAUCAGCAUUUAUGUAUAAACUAAAAUACUUAAAUUAACUGAAUAAAUGUAUGAAAUAAUUACUCCCAUACUUGUGUUCUAUAUAUAAUUGAUCGUAUUAGAUUAUUGAAUUGAAUUUAGUUGAAAAUUGUAUAUCAAUUGAUUUUUACUUGUUUAAUUAAAUAUGUAACAAGCAAGUGGGAUGUUACUUUGUUUAAAUUAAAAAUGACCAUACAUAAUGCUUAUGAUGUAUUUAAGUAUUUUUUGUAGAUAAAUUAUGACUGACAAAAUAACUAAUAAUAUUAUACCGAAUAAAUUUAUUCAUUAAUUAAAAACACGGAUACCCGAAAAUAAAAUGUAGUUAAAGAACUUAAUAGAUACUGCAAGAAUUCUUUAAAUAAUUAUUCUUAUCAUUAAUCAGUUAUAUUAAAAUUAAAAUAUACUUAUUUCAUUUUUUAUAAUAAAACUAAUUUUAAUCUAUUUGUUUGGUAUGUUAAGAAAAGGUCGAUGGUCAUCACUAAUUUAACCAAUAAACCAUAUUUUUAAUAUUAACAGUUCAUUAUAAUUUUCGAUGUUUGCCAUUUAAAAUUAUUAUUGGCUUAAAGAAACAAUUACCCACACAAUUAAUAUGAUAUUUAUAUUAUUAGAUGGAUUUAAUAUUAUAAUUUU
Messenger RNA from Rhopalosiphum maidis (corn leaf aphid), 1621 nucleotides. RefSeq names its product tumor suppressor candidate 2-like. NCBI's taxonomy places the organism in Eukaryota, Metazoa, Arthropoda, Insecta, Hemiptera, Aphididae. The transcript is spliced from 4 exons. Gene Ontology annotation, biological process: regulation of mitochondrial membrane potential. Gene Ontology annotation, cellular component: mitochondrion. The record is from RefSeq and is a predicted model, not a curated record. The coding region runs from base 394 to 765 and encodes 123 amino acids.